AUGAAUAACCAAAGCAAAACACAGUCCUCCUCAUCUAGAAAUGUUGCCAUACCUGUCAUUAAAUGUACCUCAGAACAAAAUGGGCUGGGGACUUCAAUAAAUAGAAAAUCCUCUAUGGCACAAUCAUUGAAACCAAGCUUGGCGGCUAGUGUUGAUUCUCAUGUCCUGAUCGAUAUAAAUUCUCCAAAUUUUAGAACCGGUAAGAAUAUAAAGGAAGAUGAGAUAAUAAAUAGCUUAAGGACCAGUUAUCUCAGUAAUCAUUUUACUGAAAGCUCCGAUACAUCUCAAAAAGAACCUACUUCAAGUUCCUAUGUAACAGCGUUAGAUCGAAUACCUUCCAAUAAUAUUGAACUUGACCCAAAUCUUCAGAAAUCUGGUGGUGAUAUUACGAGAGAAAUCUACAGAUUUGCAUCUUCUAAUGAACCCCAAAAAAUGAAACUUGCUAAGUCGUUGGAGGAUGUCACCCUUUCUUCAGAAAGCAGAAGAAGAGAAUCUAGUGCAAGCGGUAUAAGGAUUCCAGGCGGAUUCAGGCGGGAGUUUAUAGUUAACAAAAUCAGACAGGGGCAUCAUCAAGUUGAACUGAAAACAAAAGACGGCUCAGCAUCAUCCCGUGACCUAUUUUAUGGAUUGAAUAACUUGGAAAACGCGAUCUCUGAUGAUGAUAACAUAUCUAAUAUUGACAAGGUCCCUUUCUUGACAAGGAAUUUCUUGGAAUUUCUUUAUUUAUAUGGUCACUUUGCUGGUGAAUCAUUUGAGGAUGAUUUCUUACCGGAAGAUGAAGGUGGUUUUGUUGAUGAAAGAACCUCAUUACUUCCUUCACAAAGUAGACUAUCAAGGAAGGCAAUUGCCUCUGCAAGGGGUACUGCUUCAGACAGCAAGACAUUUUUAUUGUUGUUGAAAUCGUUUAUUGGAACCGGUGUAUUAUUUUUACCUGGCGCAUUUCAUAAUGGAGGGCUAACCUUUUCCAUUUGUAUGCUAUUAUUCUUUGGCAUAUAUUCGUACUGGUGCUACAUAAUUUUAACUAAAGCAAAAGUUGUCACCGGUGUGUCAUCGUUUGGUGAUAUAGGUCUAAAACUUUAUGGUCCAUGGAUGAAGGCGAUCAUUCUAUUUUCCCUUGUCGUCACUCAAAUCGGGUUUUCAGCAGCAUAUAUGAUAUUUACAGCAAAGAACCUUAGCCCAUUUGUUGAAAAUUUUCUAAGAAUCCCUGAUUUAGACUUAGCAUACUUAAUGGGACUACAACUCCUCGUGUUCAUUCCACUUUCCUUUGUUAGAAAAGUUUCAAAAUUAUCAUUUCCGUCACUUCUCGCAAAUUCCUUUAUAAUGUUUGGACUACUAAUUGUACUAUUUUUUGUCAACAAGCACUUAUUUAUAGACUUAGGUAUGAGGCCUGCUGAUGGUGUCAUCCUGGGGGUCAACUAUGAAAGAUGGACUCUUUUCGUAGGUACGGCAAUAUUUUCAUUUGAAGGUAUAGGAUUAAUUAUCCCUAUUCAAGAUUCUAUGAAAAAUCCUGAGAAAUUUCCUUUAGUUCUGGGACUAGUAUUGAUUACAGCCACAAUACUAUUCAUCAGUAUUGCAACAAUUGGUUAUCUUUCAUAUGGGUCAUCGAUCGAUGUCGUUAUUCUGCUGAACUUGCCUCAAUCAAACAUAUUUGUAAAUUUGAUUCAAUUGUUCUACUCUCUAGCGAUCAUGCUAUCCACACCGUUACAAAUGUUUCCUGCAAUUAAAAUAAUCGAAAGUAAAUUGUUUCCCAAAUUUAUUAAGGUAUAUGCUAAGGAUGGGAAUAGUCCAGGAAGUUACGAAUUAAGUUUAAAUUCUGGGAAAUUAAAUUGGAAAGUAAAGUGGUUAAAGAAUUUUGUAAGAUCAAUCAUCGUUACUUUGGUCGUAUUAAUUGCUUACUUAGAGGUGGAAAAUCUGGACAAAGUUGUUUCCAUCAUUGGAUCUUUGGCCUGUAUCCCCCUUGUAUAUAUAUAUCCUCCAUUGCUGCAUUUAAGAAGCCAUAGCAUACCAUUUUCUGUGAAUCAAAAGGUUAAGUGGCGCGUACUUUUUGAUUAUUUACUAGUAGGGUUUGGUACAGUCAGUAUGUUCUACACAUCAUACCAAUCCAUAUUUAGUAAUUGA
Messenger RNA from Naumovozyma castellii, 2118 nucleotides. It is a transcript of the gene AVT4, whose product is annotated as Avt4p. Lineage: Eukaryota; Fungi; Ascomycota; Saccharomycetes; Saccharomycetales; Saccharomycetaceae. The record is from RefSeq and is a predicted model, not a curated record. The coding region runs from base 1 to 2118 and encodes 705 amino acids. The transcript has a single exon.